Marasmius oreades (fairy-ring Marasmius) is the source of this 471-nucleotide messenger RNA. RefSeq lists its product as uncharacterized. The record is from RefSeq and is a predicted model, not a curated record. The coding region runs from base 1 to 471 and encodes 156 amino acids. Lineage: Eukaryota; Fungi; Basidiomycota; Agaricomycetes; Agaricales; Marasmiaceae. Gene Ontology annotation, molecular function: protein tyrosine phosphatase activity. Gene Ontology annotation, cellular component: cytoplasm; nucleus. The transcript has 2 exons.
AUGGCCACUGCAGAUGAAACACCAUGGCAUGCAGCCUUCCCAGAUCCGAAGGCAAAAUGUGCAGAAAUCGAACCAGAAGUAGUUUCCAAGCUUCUUAAGGGACUCUCAACGACCGAACACCACAAUCAAACAAGGGACUUCCUGUUGGUCGACGUGAGACGAACAGACUGGGAAGGAGGCACCGUAGCCACCUCGAUCAAUCUCCCUGCGCAGUCGUUGUACCCUACACGAUCGGUGAUCUAUCAGAUGGUGAAACAAGCUGGGGUGAAGCAGGUUAUAUUCUACUGCGGAAGUAGCAACGGACGUGGUCCUCGAAGUGCAGCCUGGCUGCAAGAUUAUAUCGAUGAAGUUGGUGACCAGGAGAUGAAGGCUCUCGUCAUGAAGGGAGGUAUCAAAGGUUGGGUUCGCAAGUAUGGUGGACAUCAUAUGGAUUGGUAUGACGAGAAAUUCUGGGCAGAGAAGAAAGAGUAA